CCAGAGCCCCGGCAUCUUUAUUUCAUUGCUGUAGGGUGGACGUCUCCUUGUUUGAAUGAAGGACCUCCAUCCACCACAUAUGCCGCGAAGAUAAUAUUUCUACCUUAAAGAACACAAUCAAGUUCUUGAUAGUAUCAACUAUCACGGUCCGUCGUCUAAGUGGCAGAGUUUUUAUUCUCAUCUCAGCCAUGGAUGAAAACGUCGAGAAACCGGUCUAUGAGAGGUUCCGCUAUCCCCGAGACCUUGUCAGAUGGGUUGAGGGACAACCAGAAGACGCCUCGGUCUCCAUUGCCCAGAGCAUAUUCGAUGACCUUUUAGCUAGGUCGUCUAAUCUAAAAGAGUCUAAGGGCUCUUCGGCUGGUUCUUCCUGCCAGAAGCUUUGCGGAUUUAUCGAGAAUUGCGCCCAGUCUAAGGUGCUGCCGCUUCAGGCAUGGGCUUACUCCCAGGGACCGUGUGUAACGCUCUUCAACUUUUACCUAGAGUGGAAUGAGGUCGAGCAGCACAGAUCUACGAAGCUUGUCCUAGACAUACUUCCGGUUCUCAUCAGGAAAAACCCGCAUGCGGCGACGGCUACCUCCAUCAAAGCUGCCAUACUGGAUACCUCAAUAUCCAUUGUUGGCCCCAAGUCCGCCAAGCCCCUGGUCAAGUCGUCCUUGAAGGCCCUGGAUCAGUUGACUGGGAAAUCAAUUUUCACUGUCGACGAUAUUGCAGCGAGCUACCGCCGCGUUCACUCCUCGAACCAAUGGGACUCUGAACUCGAUCUGUGGAGAGACAUAGUGGGCCAACUCUUCAUUCGAAUGUCUGUUUGGCACAUGCGCGCCGCCGCGGGAAAGUUCAUCGUGACAGUAUAUCAAGCAUUGCGUCGGGCACCGCCGAGAACUCUCAGGGGUGAGCAUGGCGAAGAAUUUUCGACGGAGCUAUGGUUGCAGUGGCUUCGAGACGCCCUUGCGAUGGAACCGUCUCUUCUCGAUGGCAUGAAGAAUUAUAUCUUUCUGCCCGUUUUCAAAGAGGACCGCGUAGAUUCCCUGCGGUUCUUGACACAGUUAAAGCAGAUUGACCCUGUCUCUGCAACGACGGAAGGCGAUGUUGAUCUCCAAGCUUCUCUACGCUUUGCAGCGCUUGAAAUCGGCAAGAAAGUGGGCAUCGUAGACGAGCCUGAUGAUACCCCUUCAGAGGGAAAAAGGUCGGUUGUCCUAGAGGAGACCAUGCUGCGCGGCGUUUUAUCUCACCCAUCUCCUGAAGUGCGAUCUCUCGCAUUAUCGCUUAUCACAUCCUCCAACUCCACGACCAGGCCAUUUUCUGGCACGUCUUUACUUCUCCUCAAGGCAUAUCUCCCACAUCACUUCUCCGACCCUAGUGCCCGGUUCCGGAUGGAUCUGCUCAGCAGGGUGAAGGCCAUGUAUAAACGUGUUCGGGGUGCCAUUUCUGUUAUCGAGCGGACUAUCCAGAAAGCGGAUACAAAGGUCUCGAACACGUCUGCACAGGCCGAGAAGCAAAAGGGCGGAUUAUCUGCCGAGAUUACAAAAGCAUGGCCCAUCGACAGAUUACAGCUGUCGUUGACACAACACAAGGACUUCUUGCUCUGGUUUCUCGAAUUCUUGAAAUCCGAGCUUACACCCACAGCGUCGUAUCAGCGCCACAGCUCGAUCCUUAGAACGACCCUGCUAGUCAUCAAGCUGGAACUGGAUGAUUUCAAGACAUGGGAGACGGACGAGGACGACGUCCCCUUCUUCGCGUCGUUUGAUGCCACAUGGAUCCGUGCAGUCCUAGAUCGGGUCAUAGAUGACUUUGAAGAUGUCAGACAAACCGGCACCGAUGUUUUGAAGUUGCUCUUUUCAGAUACGCGGUUCGAUGGUUCUGAGGGCAUCUCUGUUGUGAUCGGCGACUUCUUGGCGCGAGCACAGGAGCUGUCUACGAGAACCGGCCGGGCUGACCAUGCUGAUGGCGUGGCAAGGUCCUAUGAGCUCCUGUGCAGACUCCGACCAGGACAAAGCGAGCGCCUGGCUGUCGUGUCAGGCCUGGUGGAUCAGCUUGAAACCAAACUUUCCCUUGCAGAGCUUGAUUUAGGACGAGCUGUCUUGGAAGCACCAACACAUGACACUUUUGCCUCUCUCUGUCUCGUGUGGCAAGCUGCGAUAGAAACGGAGUCAUCCGAAGGCGAGGCCGAAAAGUUGAGGACUCUGCAAGAACGGAUUGUGAAUUGCUGCCAGCGCGUCUGGACUGUCGUGAGACACGUGCUCUGUGAUGAUUCCCCGGAGGGUCAUCUGCCUCAGGAGCUUGAAGAAGUGGAUGGCCUCGACACGAAAGACUUACUCAGCUAUAGUUUCCGAGCUAUCCAUGAGUCCAGCAAUCUUAUGCGCGUGAUGGUCUUACCCCUGAAACCCAAAGCGGAAGGGUGGAGAUUCAGACCUUCAGUGGAUGUCUUCGCGGCAGUCGGGUUUCUGACCUUUGAGCAACUGACAUACUUGCGACACCGCGGUGCUUUCACGACAGUAUCCCUGACGUUUGCAACAUGCUGCCAGUUGGUGAAGCAUUUGGAUUCCAUACCAGCCGGACUGUUAGAGAACCAAACUCUGUUGGACGCCUGGUAUGAAGGCAGCCUGAAAUGCAUUCUCACCCACGCCUCUACGACUCGAAGAUCUGCUGGUAUCCCUGCCAUGCUGACCGGUAUCCUUUCGGCAAACGACAAAUCUCCGUCAUUUGACAAAGUCAUAGCAGACUUGGUCCGAAUUGCUAGCAAGGGGGCACGAGUUUCGGAGACGGACGGUUCCAAUCUGCCACAGGUCCAUGCUCUCAACUGCCUGAAGGAUAUUUUCAAGAGCGCUCAACUAACACAGCUCGGCAAAACUGAGGCACACAUCCCCCAGUGCCUCGAACUUGCUGCUGGAUGCAUGAAGUCAGAAGUUUGGGCAAUCCGCAAUAGUGGACUGCUGCUCUUGCGGAGUCUGAUCGACAACCUCCUCGGCACCCAUGAAAGCAAGUCCAUGAUGGACGCGGGGUGGGAUGGCAAGGCGGCGAAGAUCCAUUAUCUUAGAUACCCGGUCCUCCCAGUCGUUCUUCUGCACCUUCUUAAAUCGGGGAGGGGCGCGAUGGAGCCUAGCACCGGCACCAUAGCGGCCGAAGCCGUAUUUCCGGCUCUGGACAUCAUUCGACGAGCCGGUCCUCCCGAGACAUCACGGGAUGAGCUGUAUCAUCUCAUUUCCGAAUAUCUUGGGAGUUCCGUUUGGCAUGUUCGGGAGAUGGCGGCUCGGGCUUUGUGUUCAUUUUUCCUCCGCCACGAUUGGGUGCAAGCGUUGCGAGGAAUCACCAGUGCACCAGGAGAGAGCAGGGCUUCCCCAGCUAACCGGCUCCACGGGGUUCUCCUGACCAUCAAAUACGUUUUCGACAGAUUGACAAAUGUCAUGCCCGAUUUGGCGCGCAGAGAUGUAUCUUGCUUACUAGAUCUGCUUAUCCAGCUCUACGAUGACAACCCUGGUAUCUUUCUCCGUUGUCCUGAGAUUCAUGCCGCUUAUGCGGAGAUCCUCAACCUUGUGUCCGGGCUCGAGGACGGCGCCCAAGUUUCGACCCUUGACACCGGUAGCUCGGAAAAGCAGCCCGAAUUGGGAUCCUUGACGAGAAACCCUGUUCGCGGUGCACUUUUGGACAAGCAGCUCGCCGUUCAGAAAGCAUACGAAUCACGGGAGACAGGAGACGUUGAGCAACUCACCUUGGAAGCGCUCGCCACGGUAUCAUCGAGUCCGGAGGCAAGUGUCGCUAUGCUGGAGGCGAUCCCGAGGCUGUAUCACGAAGAAAUCGACCCCAAGGUUACCGCAAGGCUCUGUCGUCUGUUCAUAGCGGUAUGCCAUGCGACAGAUUCCCCAGAGUCACGUGCGGUUGCUAUAGAGAACCUUGCCAAUAUGGUGGACAGUCUCAUCCGAAACGGCUCGUUAGAUUCCAUCCCCUCUGCGCCCGACUUGGAGGAAGUAUGGGCUGGCAGCUUCAAACGGCCAAUGAAUCCCACCUUAUCCAACGCUAUUCUACGUCUCAGCGGAUGCAUCAUGGCAACAACAUUCCUGAGGGGAGAGGACGGUACGCCCCUUGACCUCACUAAUUGGAGUGCUAUGAUCGUAGACGCUGGCCACGAAGAUCAGCCCUUCGACACUCGGUUUGCAGCAGCCCAGUCGCUCAAGUCCUUCUUCGCUGCCCCCUUACCCGUCUCCCCGACCGACCACCAGUCCUACCUCCCCGCUCUCGUAGCCCUCUACGACGCCCUGAAUGACGACGACGACGAAGUGCGCGACCUCGCCGCUGCAGCCGCCCGCCCUCUCCUAUCCAACGCCAACCUCAUCCCCCUCGAAGCCGCAGAUCGUCUCCUCUCCCUUUUUGCUUCGUCCUUCGGCCACGUCCCCGCAUUCCGUGCACUCGUGGCGAGCCGCAUCGCAGGUUCAGUAUCAGCAGCAGCAGGAGGAGGCUGGACAAAUGUUGCCUCGCCAGACAAGACGGCAUCCACCUGGAAGCCGGCUCCCGACCAGCUCGCAGAGGCACUGCACUUCGACGACGCCCUUUUCGCAGAAGAGGAACAGAACCUCUACAUCGAUGAGGUCUGCGAGUCGCGUCGCUGGACCACUGUCUUCAUUUCCCUCCCGCAUCCGGCGGAUCCGGAUGUUGCCGGGAUCGAUCGCGCCUUGGAGGAAUGGACCGUCGCUGGGUUGGCCGCCAUCCUGGACCACGCGACGCAACACCGCGACGGAGCGCUGGGUUGGACGUCGCUCCCGGCUGCGUAUGCGGUGUGUGCUCGCGUGUUUCUGUCCGCUGUGGCCCUCGUCAAAACCGGUGUCGGCGUGGAUGGGACGGGAUCCGGUGGCGGUAUCGCGGGUCAGCUGGAGACACUGAAGGAGGUCGGUCCCAGACAGGGACUCCACGGGCUGCUCCUCAAACUCUUGGAAGCGUAGCGGCGGUAGUGGCAGGCUAGUCGACUGCAUGCAUUUCAAGGAAGGGGCUGGGCUGGAUCUGGAGUUUUGGGAGGUCGGUCGCAGGUGAUGAUUUACGACUAAGAUAAAUAGACGAGAGCAUGAGGUAUGCGGUCAGGGGGCUACUAGAGGUGGCAUUGGCGGUAUGAGUGUGCUUCGUAUAUUGUGAGGUCCCCAUAAGAUGCCAGGAACCUGUCAUAUCGUAGCCUUCUGGCUAAUAGGGAAGGGGAAUGCCAUCAAUACUGUC
Messenger RNA from Sodiomyces alkalinus F11, 5196 nucleotides. Its product is annotated as HEAT repeat protein. The transcript has 9 exons. Gene Ontology annotation, cellular component: cytosol. Gene Ontology annotation, biological process: tRNA methylation. Lineage: Eukaryota; Fungi; Ascomycota; Sordariomycetes; Glomerellales; Plectosphaerellaceae. The record is from RefSeq and is a predicted model, not a curated record. Bases 189 to 4931 code for a protein of 1580 amino acids.